CCCAGGACGAGGAAGUCAGAAUCAAAGUGGUAACCAUGGAAACAAACCCAGACCUGAUUCCACACACUGAUCGAUGAGGUUGUGGGUGUGUGUGCGGUGGGCCGGAUGUGGAGGACUCCUGUCCCACAUUCAGACACAGAGCCCCCUCGUCCCCCCCGACAGAGGACAGAAGAGCAGACGGACGGCUGAGAGGAGGAUGGAGAAACAAGUGGCUGCGCUGGGCCUCGGGGUGCUGGUCCUGGUCCUCGCUCUGCUCCGCGGGUCCGAUGCUGCAGGCUCGCUGAAGGUCGACCCGCCGCAGGACGGCGGUGGCGGCCGCGGCUCGGACACCAUCAGCCACUCCCUGAGCGUGGUGCAGCGCCUGGAGGCCCUGCUGCUGCAGGGGAACGGCAGCGACGUGGCCCUGCGGGUGGAGACGCCCAGCGCCGACGAGGUGAAGGUGAUCGCGGCGCACGCGCUGGUGCUCUCGCUGCAGAGCGCCGUUUUCGAGGAGAUCCUCCUGAACCGCAACGGCAGCACGCUGGUCCUGAAGGAGAGCUCCGACUGCGCCGCCGUGUUCGACAAGUUCAUCAGGUACCUGUACUGCGGAGAGAUCUCUCUGCAUGUGGACCAGGCCAUGGCGCUGCACAAGCUGGCCGCCAAGUACCAGGUGCUGGGCCUCCAGCAGGGCAUCACCCAGUACAUGACCCAGAACCUGGCGCGGGAGUCCUCCUCGGGCCACGUGGCGGGCUGGUACGAGUACGCCCAGCAGGCCGGCGACGGCGCCCUGCGGGACAGCUGUCUGCAGUACAUGGCGUGGAACCUGUCGUCGCUGCUGCAGGGCGGCGAGUGGGCCGCCAUCAGCAGCCAGCUGCUCAUGACGCUGCUGCAGCGCUCCGACCUGGUGCUGCAGAGCGAGAUGGAGCUCUUCGCGGCGCUGGAGGCCUGGAUCAUCCACAACGAGCCCGACGGGCUGACGGCGGAGAACGCGCUGAGAGCCGUGCGCUACGCCAUGAUGCCGCCGCGCGAGCUCUUCCGCCUGCAGACCCACUCGCCGGUCCUGGCCCGCUACCAGGAGUCGGUGCGCGACCUGCUGUACUUGUCCUACCAGUUCCACUCGGCGUCGCCCAUGCACAUGGCCAAGUUCUUCGACGUGAACUGCAGCCUCUUCAUGCCGAGGAACUACCUGUCGCCGCUGUGGGGCUCGCCGUGGAUCAUCAGCAACCCGUCGCGAGACGACCGCAGCACCAGCUUCCAGACGCAGCUGGGGCCCAGCGGCCACGACUCCAGCAAGCGGGUGACCUGGAACGCCAUGUUCUCGCCGCGCUGGCUGCCCGUCGGCAUGCGGCCCAUGUACACGGAGGCGGGCGCCAUGCAGCCCACGCGCGUGGAGGGAGGGCGCCCCCGCAUCAUCAUCACGCCGGCCACGUCCAGCGCGGACUUCGCCGGGGUGAGCUUCCAGAAGACGGUGCUGGUGAUGGCGCAGCAGCAGGGGAAGGUGGUGGUGAAACACGUCUACAACUUCCACCAGAGCACCGAGGAGAGCGGCGACUUCCUGGCGGAGGCCGACCUGCACCGCCGCACCUCGGAGUACCUCGUGGACGGAUCCCUCUUCCUCCACAUCGUGGUGAAACCGCUGUACCAAACCCUCAUCACCAUUAAGAACUGACCCCCCCCUCCCCUCCCCGACCUGGUGAAGCCCCCCUCACUCAUAUCACCACGUGGGGGAGUGAUGUUUGGAUCGUGGUCUCUUCUCAUCGGGCAACUAAACAAAGUGGUGACGGUCUGAGGGCGUUUUGUGACAUCGCCAUGAAGCGGGGGCGGAGCCUGGCGAUAUUCUACAUGUUUCUUAAUGUCAACAAGCGCAACAGAAAAAUCUUCUGCCGUUGCGGAACUUUUAUAAUUCUGCCGUUUCCACGCAGCAAUAGUUCACGAGGCACCGGGUUGAUGUUCGUUCCAGCAGGAACAUUUAGUUGAAAAUAAGUAAAAUAUUGGAUAUCGCCGCCCUCAUCUUUUAUGUUACAUGUUCUGUUCCUUCUAUGUUUCCUGUGUAUCGUUUCUGAAUCUUGGUGCUAUGUGACCCGUUCACAUUCAGGGGCCUCAGUGAGCGUUGACUUGAUGAUUUUAAGGUCAAACAACAUCCAGAGGUCGACGUGUGGUUUGGAAGCAAAGAGUAAAAUAAACAAAAGUAACUUGUUUGAAGAAACCAAACCCUUCACAGCUUAUUUUAAUAAUCUCUGAAUCAGUUCUUACUGGGAACCAAAUGUUGAAAUUGAGUCAUAACGUAUUUAUUAAACCUCUUAGUUCUGUCGUGUACCUUUAGCUCACUGAUUAAAGUCAUCACUUAGAU
This is a messenger RNA of Pungitius pungitius (ninespine stickleback), 2329 nucleotides long. RefSeq names its product BTB (POZ) domain containing 17a (gene btbd17a). Gene Ontology annotation, molecular function: protein binding. The coding region runs from base 74 to 1648 and encodes 524 amino acids. The record is from RefSeq and is a predicted model, not a curated record. NCBI's taxonomy places the organism in Eukaryota, Metazoa, Chordata, Actinopteri, Perciformes, Gasterosteidae. The transcript is spliced from 3 exons.